Messenger RNA from Ochotona curzoniae (black-lipped pika), 3600 nucleotides. It is a transcript of the gene AKAP1, whose product is annotated as A-kinase anchoring protein 1. The transcript is spliced from 12 exons. The record is from RefSeq and is a predicted model, not a curated record. Lineage: Eukaryota; Metazoa; Chordata; Mammalia; Lagomorpha; Ochotonidae. Gene Ontology annotation, molecular function: RNA binding. The coding region runs from base 137 to 2767 and encodes 876 amino acids.
GUGCGAGGACUCUGCACCCCGACGGUGGCCGAGGGGCUGAGCUGGCUGACUGCUCCUUUGGCUGUGUGUCACUAAGGCCUGUUUGCACUUGGGAACAAAGCAAGGCCUUCAGGUUUAAUUACUUCCAGCCUCAAGGAUGGCAAUCCAGUUGCGCUCACUCUUCCCAUUGGCGUUGCCUGGGAUGCUGGCACUCCUCGGCUGGUGGUGGUUUUUUUCUCGCAAAAAAGAGCAAGUCAGCAGCCAUGAUAGGCAGGCAGAGACCAGUGAUGUGGAGCUGAGGGCUGACCCUGCCAUCCAGGACCCACUCCCCAUGGGAGAGGCCUGUUGCGGAAUGUCCACACCCCUCAGUGUCACCCUGCCAGCAGAGAAGGAACCGAGGAAGCCUGCUGUGGAGCCCCCAGCCUUGCCUCGGAUGCACCCAACCAGGCAUCGAUCAGAGUCCUCGGGCAGCCUUCCGAAUGCCACAGAUGCCAGAUCUCCGCCAGGAACAUGCAGAGAUGACAGUGCAAAGGUAGAAUUUACCCUAAUCAAUGAUGAGGCCAAAUCGAUUCCUCCAGCGUGUCCCCUUCCACCCACAAAGGAUGUGCAGUUCCUGCACGAAGCAGCUGAGGUGUGUAAGCAAGAGUCCGUGACUAGCAGGGUAUCUGGGAGGAGCUGGCCUGACCAGUCUGUACCCUCCGCAGAGAAGCACAGCCCUGGGGAGAAGGCAAAAGAAACGGGUGGGACUGAAGGAACUGGUGAUGCAGUGUUGGGAGAAAAUGUGCUGGAAGAAGGUCUUUUGCCCCAGGAGCAAAGAUCAGAGUUAGAGAGCUGCAAGGCCCCUAGCCUGGCCUCCUUGGGAGGAGAUGGGGAGAAGGGACAGAGCAGCCCACUCCAGGUGGCUGUGUCCGUGCCCGUGCAGAAGGAAGAGUGCGAAGUGGGGAAGUUGCUAAGUAGCUUCGUGGAGUCUGCUCCCAUUGAGCUGGCAAAAGAUGAUGAGUUGCCCGCAACCCAGGUCAGAGGUGGCCAAGUCCAGGACAAAGAACUCAUAGGAGAACUGAGCAAAGAAGGGGCCUUGGAUACAAAUGAGAAGAUUGAGCAGGCUGCCUUUCAGAUAAUCUCUCAAGUGAUUUUGGAAGCAACUGAAGAGGUGCUGGCCACCACAGUGGGCAAGAUUGCAGGUCGUAUUUAUCAAGCCUCAACCACUCAGCUCCCAGGGCAAAAGGAGGAGGGCUGUGCUCCCAUCAGCCAGAGAACUGUUCCAGGGCAAGAGGCUGCGGAGCCCACUCUGGCCACAGCCAAGACAGCUGUUGAGCCAUUGGAUACAGCCUUCCCCUUGCCGGGCCAGCCAGUGGAAGACCAGUCAGCCCCAAAGACCUAUGUGAGCUGCCUGAGCAGCCCUCUGUCCAGCCCCAUCAAGGAUGGCAAGCCAAAGAUCUCUGCCCACCACAUUUCUCUGACGCCCUGCCCAGUACCAGCUGCCUCACUGGGAGAGGCGCAGGAUGAUUCCUGCGACUCUGUGGAAGAUACCACGUGUGACAUCUGCACGUCAGACGAUGGCCACGGCUGUUCUAUGGCUUCGGUGACUUCCUCGGGGCAGUGCUCCGUCAGCACCUCAGGGCUCGGCGACUCUUGCACAGAGACCACCUCCACCCCCAGGGACAAAUCCAUCACCCCACCGUUGCCAGAAAAUACUGUGCCCUUCAGCAAUGGGGUGCUGAAGGGGGAGUUGUCAGACUUGGGGGCUGAGGAUGGAUGGACCAUGGAUGCAGAAGCAGAUCAUUCGGGAGGUUCCGACGGGAACAGCAUGGAUUCAGCCGAUAGCUGCUGCAGCCUGCAGAAGACUAACGGUUCCCACAAUACCCAGGCAGGCUCCAACCCUAACAAAGUCGACCUCAUCAUCUGGGAGAUAGAGGUGCCAAAGCACUUAGUUGGUCGACUAAUUGGCAAGCAGGGGCGGUAUGUGAGUUUCCUGAAGCAAACAUCUGGUGCCAAGAUCUACAUCUCAACCCUGCCUUACACACAGAACAUCCAGAUCUGCCACAUAGAAGGCUCUCAGCAUCACGUUGACAAAGCAUUGAACUUGAUUGGGAAGAAGUUCAAGGAACUGAACCUCACCAAUAUCUACGCCCCCCCACUGCCUUCCCUGGCACUACCUUCUCUACCGAUGACAUCCUGGCUCAUGCUGCCUGAUGGCAUCACUGUGGAAGUCAUCGUGGUCAACCAGGUCAAUGCUGGGCACCUGUUUGUGCAGCAGCACACACACCCUACUUUCCAUGCACUGCGCAGCCUGGACCAGCAGAUGUACCUCUGCUACUCUCAGCCAGGGAUCCCUACCUUGCCUACCCCAGUGGAAAUAACGGUCAUUUGUGCGGCCCCUGGCCUGGAUGGGGCCUGGUGGCGAGCCCAGGUGGUUGCCUCCUAUGAGGAGACCAAUGAAGUUGAGAUUCGCUAUGUGGACUACGGUGGCUAUAAGAGAGUGAAAGUAGACGAGCUCCGACAAAUCAGGUCUGACUUUGUGACCCUGCCAUUCCAGGGAGCAGAAGUUCUUCUGGACAGUGUGAUGCCCCUGUCAGAUGAUGACCAUUUUUCACCUGAAGCAGAUGCAGCCAUGAGUGAAAUGACAGGAAAUACAGCACUGCUGGCUCAGGUCACAAGUUACAGUCCAACUGGCCUUCCGCUGAUCCAGCUCUGGAGUGUGUCUGGAGAUGAGGUGGUGUUGAUAAACCGGUCGCUGGUGGAGCGAGGCCUGGCUCAGUGGGUGGACAGCUACUACGCAAACCUUUGACCCUGGGCUCCACAGCCCUCUCUGGAGUCUUUUUUGCACUGUAAAAUUGGGCUUGGCCCUCAAGGCAAAAGUUUAACAUCAGAAUAAUAAUCCUUGUCCUCCAGUAAGUCCUUUUCUUCCCUGCCCCUCCUGUAGUCCUGUUGAGAAGAUGCUUAGUCUCUGAGAAGAAAGGGUGGAAGUGUGGGUGCUGUGCAAAGCCAUGGAAUGGCAUGGAGCAAGCCGGCUGGCUUCGCCUGGCUCUAAGCUGUUUAUAAAAACGAAACAAAACAAGAAAAAAAGGGAGAAAAAUUGUGCUCUUAGGUUGUCCCUCUACUCCACACCCUGCGCCUGUUCCUUACCCUCUUCCUCCGUCUGCUCUCCUUCCCUACUACAAAUCAGACGAGCUACAACAAACAGGCCAAGGCUUGUACGUAGUUUGCUGGAUAAGAUUUUUUCUAUUCCCCAAUCUUUGUUCAGGGAGCAAGACAUGAGCUGAUGAAUGGGUAUUAAUUACGUGUAUAGUUCACCUAAAUUAAUUGAUGGCGUCACCAGUUUUUAUACACUUUUUCUAGGGCACUAGGUACCCAGACUUUUUAAAAUGCAGACAUCAGUAUGAAGCGGUGAUCAUAGCUCCAGCCUUGGUCACUGUAAGGAUGGGAAGCCAGUAUCUUGCCAAGCCUGGUUAGCAUUUGUAACCAUUUUCUAUUUGUGCAAACUUUGUAAAUAUGUUUUAAAAAGUGUAAUAUUUUGUACAAGAUACACUGGAGAACAAAGGGAAUGCAAGACUUUCCCACCUGGCGUCAUCUGAGUUAAUUUUGUGGGGUGCAGCUGCCCAUCCUGGCUCUUCCGGCCAG